This is a messenger RNA of Varanus komodoensis (Komodo dragon), 5362 nucleotides long. It is a transcript of the gene SLC39A13, whose product is annotated as solute carrier family 39 member 13. Gene Ontology annotation, biological process: zinc ion transmembrane transport; intracellular zinc ion homeostasis. NCBI's taxonomy places the organism in Eukaryota, Metazoa, Chordata, Lepidosauria, Squamata, Varanidae. Gene Ontology annotation, cellular component: membrane. The transcript has 11 exons. Gene Ontology annotation, molecular function: zinc ion transmembrane transporter activity. The coding region runs from base 306 to 1412 and encodes 368 amino acids. The record is from RefSeq and is a predicted model, not a curated record.
UGGAGUGGCGGAGGAUGGAACCGACGUGGCUGAGUUUGGGAGGCGGAGCUGCAGCUGCAGGGGCGGGGGUCGGGGAGUCCCGAGCGGAGACGCAGCUGGAUGGCAGGGGCAACCCGGAGCUGCCCGGCGUCACACGGACUUGCUCACAGUUGCUCAACACUAAUGUGAUAUAUGUGAGAUUCAGUGACAGAAGGGGGAUUCUGAAGUGCCACUCAGGAAGCGCAAGAAUGGCUUCAUGUUAUAGUGCCAUUUCCAUGUAGGAAAAAAAGUGCAUAAACCAGCCAGGCUGAAGCGGCACUGUAAAGAUGUGGGGAAAGGUCCUUCUCCCGAGAACUCUCUCUUUCUUGCUUCUUUCUCUUGCCUCCUGGGCCCAUGACCUUCCACUGGGCCAGGCUGCCGGCGGGGCCAGCUCACACUGCGAAAGGGAGGGCAGCUCCUGGGGAGCCAUAUUCAGCGAGGAACGCCUGGAUGCCUGGGUCUGUUCUCUGAUUGGUUCCCUUAUGGUGGGGCUAAGUGGAGUUCUUCCUCUGCUGUUCAUUCCUCUGGAGAUGGGGGCAGCUCUGAAGUCGGAAGAAGGAUCCCAUCGAAUGAAGCAGCUGUUGAGCUUUGCUAUCGGGGGGCUCCUGGGCAAUGUGUUUCUGCACCUGCUCCCUGAGGCCUGGGCCUACACCUGCAGCGCCACCGCAGGAAGAGGGCAGAGUUUCCAUCAGCAGAAGCUUCUGGGGCUCUGGGUGAUCAUUGGCUUGCUGACCUUCCUGAGCCUAGAAAAGAUGUUCCCAGACACUGAAAAGCGAGGGAGCUCCAGCUUGGCUGGUGAUCCCAGGGCACCUGUCCAAAGGAUUCCCAAUGGGAGGAGCGUCUCUGUGCAGGAGGCAGCUGGCCCAGCCCACAGAAAGAAGUUGGGUGCAGCUCAGCGUAAUGGUUCUUCUCAUUUUCCUUCACCAUCAGCUCCAAAAAUCAAGAUCAGCGGAUACCUCAAUCUUGUGGCCAACACAAUUGAUAAUUUCACACAUGGUCUGGCAGUGGCAGCAAGCUUCCUCGUGAGCAGAAAGGUUGGGCUCCUGACCACCCUGGCAAUCCUUCUGCAUGAAAUACCCCAUGAGGUCGGAGAUUUUGUCAUCCUCCUGCGUGCUGGGUUUGAUCACUGGAGUGCAGCCAAGUUGCAGCUCUCCACAGCCCUAGGGGGAAUUCUUGGCGUUUGCUUUGCCAUUUGUGCCCAGUCACCUAAAGGGACAGAGGAAACCAUAGCCUGGAUUCUUCCUUUUACUUCUGGGGGAUUCUUAUACAUUGCCUUGGUGAAUGUUGUGCCUGAUCUCCUGGAGGAGAAGGACCCUUGGAACUCCGUGCAACACGUCCUCCUCCUGUGUACAGGCAUCAUCAUCAUGGUGCUUCUCUCGCUCACCCCGGAAUGAGCUGCUCCUGCUCAGGCCUCCUGCUGCUGCUUCCCGAAGCUGCCUUCAUUCAGGACUGUCACAAAGCAAUAAGGGACACCCAUGGAUUUGUCUUCCUUGUGUGACUGUGGAUCUGGCUGCUAGCAUGAGAGGUGGAAAAGGGACAUGUGGCUGUUUUGUGGGGAGGAGGUGGGGAAUGCUGGACUACUUUUCUGAAGUUCAAAGUGUCGGAAACCAGGACUUCCAAAGUUUUGGGGAAAGGAAGUGUGGAUGGUUUGUAUUUUUCUAGGGGUGUGUGUGUGUGAUAGAGCGAGUGAGCAUUUUUAAAAACUAUUUAAACAAAGUAGCAAUGAAGAGAGGAAUGGCGUUCAGUGGCAUGGAUAGUGUUGCUGAUUGGCCUGGGUGAGGCUGAUGUGCCGGAAUCUCUGGGGCAAACCUCUAGAACAGAAUAAAAGGCACUACGGCAGUAGCUGGGCAGAGAUGUCAGACGGCGCUUCCACCCCAGGCUCAAAGGUAGCGGAAAAGGCUUUUCAAAACAGCAGCAAGGUACCUUUUCCAUGUUUGAUUUGAGAGUAACAUAGGAAGCUGCCCUAUCUUCCUCGGACUCUGUUUGUCCAGUACUGUACCCUGAUUGGCAGCAGCUCGUCAGGGCCUCUGGUGCAGAGGGGUCUUUCCCCUCCCCGCUCCUGGAGAAGCACCUUGAAACAGAAGCAGCUGGGAUUACACUUCUGCACACACCACUGAGCUCAGCAGCCUCCUCAUAGAGUACCUCUCCAGAUCUUCUGGGAAAAGGUCUUCUCCUGCCUGGUCCUCUCUGUCUUUCCAAGCUGGUAACUGAAGAUCACUUUGGACUGUGCUGCUCCUUUCCUGGGCUUCUUUGGUGCAUAUGUGUUGUACUGAAAUCAGGGAUCGUGGCGGAAAUUUCUGGAGGCCUUGUUCACUAACUGUGUCUCAAACUAGGACCCUUUCUCCUUCCUCAUCUGCAGGCCCCCAGGUGUUUUCAGGCUCCUGCUCCCAUCAUUGAUGGCAUUGCAUUGAUGGGUGUUGUAGUCCAGCUGCCCCUAGGGGCCCAGAAUGGAGACCAGUGCCCCAGAGGGAGUGUCCUACCCUGCUUCCCCUCUAGUUUCCCUUGGAAAGAGUUUCUUAUCCUUCCUGGCCAUGGGGCAGCUUGACAUUAGCAGGUCCAGCCCCUGUUGGGGGACACGUGGCCCUCCCUAUAUUGCUGGACUCCGACUCCCAUUGGCCUUGGCCAGCCAUAACCAAUGAUGAGACAGGUUGGGGGUUGCAGUGCAGCAACAGCUGAGGCACUGCAUGUUCCCCUUCCCUGUGGUGAGAUCGUUCACUCCUGUUUUGGCUUGCUUGGCAGCUGCUUGUGAAAUAGCCUGGGCCUGGCUCGGACCCUGGUGAGUGAGAGAAAACAUCGGUUGGGAGGCCGUAGCUGAGCAUGGACCAGCAGUGUGAGGGAAGAGAGAUGCUUAAGGCCUUGCUGGCACAUCUGUGGGAGAAGAGCAGAAACUGUAGCUGCUUGUGGCCCUCCAGAUACUUUAGCCUGCAGCUCUCAUCACCCCAUGUAGCAAAUGCCCCAAACUUGGGAGGGCCACAAGCUCCCCACCCCUGUUCAAUGGGAAAGGAGAAGAAAUCCUGAAAAUGGAAAGGUCUGUGCAUAUUCUGUGCUUAUCCCACACCAAUCAAGUACAGAUUUCUGCAGCUUUGCCAGGCAGGAGGCAGGCAAAGAGCUAUGCAAGGACACAGAGGAAACUCCUUAGCCAAAGGAAGUGUGUCUCAGGGAAGAGGAAACUGGCUCUUCCUCAUACUGGUUUUUAAGAAUUUAACAUACUUUCAAGCCAUCCCCUUAGAAGCUGCUUUACAGCCAAAAAACUGAAAAGGCAGGGGGGAUCGAGAUUUUCGGCAUUCACUUCUUUUGCCAUGCUGCCUUCGCCAAAUUGGACCGUAUAAAAACAGAGCCCUAAUUGCUACUGGGCCACUGAGGAGAACUCUUCCUGGAAUAUCUAUUGUCUUUAUAUUUAAAAUGAGGGCUGGCAGUGGGUUAGACUCUAACCGUUAGAGCCUCCCUUCACCCCUCACCUUAUCAGGGGACAGAGGGAGCAGGAGAGAUGGCUGGGAAAGCAGCAGCAUUGGUAUUAGCCUGACAUGAAGGGAAAUGCAGGGCUCUGUCGCUGCCUUGUUUGCCCCGUGGAGUGGCUCCUAGCAUUUGCCUCACCAUUCCAGGCCAGGCCAGGCAAAAAAUAAGUGUUCCCUGAUUGAGCAGAUGGCCAGCCUUUUCUGCAUCUUGCUCCAUGCAUCUGUACUCCUCAGUGUUUGAACACCUUUUUGCAAUUCAGCACCCAUUUUCUGAGCAGCCUCUUCCUUGGAAUUCACCUCGCUGUUCUGGAACGAGCCGCAGUGGGCCCCCGCCGUCCCCAGCCUGCUACUAUCUCGGUGCCCCGUUUCUCUUCCAAAGCAUUCCUGCAGGCUGUGCUGCUCUUCCCACUCCAGUCGACACCUUAGGGUGUCAUUUCUGGGAUGGUUCUGGCACAGUUUAGGAGCGCAGUGGAGAGGGAUGUUUAAUGAGACUGGAGGGUGACGUACCCACUUGGUUUGGGUUGUUACAAUAAGGCUGUCCAUGAUGACGUUUGAGAUGCUUAAAGGGAAGGUCAGAUGAGUUCAGACUGUAAUAAGUUCUUGAGGGUUUUCUCCCAUGGGCUUGGGAUGUAUCUUUGCGCUCAGAGACUAGAGUCCUCAGAUCGAUCAUCAGGACUGUGUGAACUCCACCGAGGGCUCCAGUCCCUGAGACUGCUCUGCACCAUUGCUCACUGGGCCCCUAGGACAGCCUCAUGCGCAGUGCCCUGAACAUGGUCUGAUGUGGUACGAGUGACUUCUAGGAUGCAAACUGGCCAGAACAAUCUGUGGGACAAGCAGGCAGCUGCCAUCCAGCACUCUGUCCCUUUCUGGACAGCCAUCGCAGUUUAAGGAGGGAUGGAUAACCGCACGCCAGCUUUCUGUCACAUUGAAGUGAAAAAACAUCUCUAGAAUAAAAAUGCCAUGAAUUUGGUUUGGUGACAGUAGCUAAAGGGUGUUUGCCAUACAGAGGAAAAAUGCAAUUGCCUCUCCCACAAAGCACCAAUGAAUGCAGCUAAUGUGGCUCAUUGGCUUUAAUCAUGAAACAUGCUAUCUUUCUUGUCUCUCCUCCCGCCUUUCUUUUUCUUUGCCCUUCAAAAGUUGUCUUUCCUUAACAGCUGUUCUCAGCUGUUAGGCGUUCAGCUCCAGAAAAAGAUUAUUCCCCCAAAGAUACCCUUCCUCUUUGAGGCAUCCUGAUUAAUUGGCAUUAGGCACUUAGUGAUGCUUUAGAAUGCUAAUCUGCCACAGCUGAAUUUACUCCUGUCUGGACAGGGCUGCUAGCAGGCCUCCUUGGAGGAGGUAAAAGAGCCACACAGGGCAUGGCAUUUGAUAUUUUCCAAGAAUAUUUGUUUUCUUGAACACUCUGGUUGGCGUCGGUAAGAGGCUUUGGUGCAUUCCCAGGACGAGUACACAGAAGCUCAUGUUAUUUGCAUCAGGGGUGGGUCUGGCGUAGGCUGCAAGCUACAGCAGGAAUUCUUUGCUCACGGUUCAGGAAUGCAAAGUGGGUGACAUUGACUCAUUAAUCUGUGAGUUGUUGCUGUUGGCUUGCAGCCCAGGCUGCCUGGAUAGACUUUGCAGAUCUUUCAAAGCUUCACCUAAAGUGGCCAUUCGGGGUUCACAGGAGGAGGAGGAGGCCUCUACUGCAUUUGGCACCAGCUUGGCAGUGUUAUGCACAUGAUCUGGUGGGAAGUACAGUUCCUAUCUCCACGUAUUUGUCACUUUAGGAAAUGCAGAGAGAAUCCUAUUUUUCUAGCUUUAUUUUGCACUGUCUCUUGUGCAUUCUCAUUCAUCUGUAUUGAUCUACUUUGCAUGGAGGCAAUAGAGAUGAAAUUAAAAAACAAUGUCAGAACAGU